UGAAAGCGAAAGGCCAUAGCAAACCCAAUGCUCUUCCAUUCGCUACAUUGACACACAAUAUCAUCCCCAUUUCGCUGUGGGUCUGCUUCCCAUUCCAAAAUCCCAUCAUCUUCUUCCUAUUGAUUCACUCAAGAUCCAGAGCUGCUACAAAAUUUCACCAAAAAAAUCAUCUCUUUCAGACAUCCCCAAAAAUCCCAAAUCGAGAAAUGUUACUCUCUCUUGUUCAAAGCAGCUUCCUUUCACCUUCAACACCCCUCUGCAAAUUCCAUUCCAACUUGAACCCACUAAAACCCUCUUUUUUACUUCCCAAAUCCCUUUCCCAUAAAAAGUCGCUGUGUUUGUCACCAAAGUAUGCCACUGCUAUUCGUGCUUCCAUGAUUGAAGCUCCAGUGCUUUGGGCUGGUCGGCUUUGUAUUUAUUAUGCUCUUUUGAAGUCUGGGUUAGCUGGAUCUCAGGCUAACCCACUUGUUUCAGGGUUGGAGGAGAAUGGUGAUAGUGUUGGCGAAUCUGGUGAUUUGGGUUUCUCUAAGUGGUUGGACAAUAUACGAGGGAAACCAGACAAGGAAGCAGCUGACAAAAGAAAGCUGGUCAGCAAAUGGCAUCCGACCACAAAAGGUACACUUAAAAGGAACUACAGGGUACCUUCCAAAUCCGAAGGCCGACGACUACUUAAAGCACUGGCGUCUCUUCUGUCAGAUGAUGAUCAUUUUACUGAUGCCACCUCCCACAAGGGUUGCCAGAUAAGAAGGGAGAGUGCUCAUGGUGAAAGUGUAUGCUGCAACAAUGUUAGAGCUUUGUUUGACGAGCUUCCGACUCCUCACCUUACAGUCGAAAUUACGCCUUUUCCUGCUGGACCUCUCACUGAAAUAGAUUACAUCAAGGCUGAGAAAUUGGAAAGGGUUCUAAGGUCUGGACCUUCUGUUUAAAAUUGUAAUCUCUGUAAUAUGUACAUAUUAGAACUAUCAGCAGGAACUGAUGAUGCUCGCUUUUGUUUUUUGGUACUUCACAACUUGACAAUGAGGAAAUGAAAAAAAAAACAGAAGCAAUGCAAUGAAUUUUGAAAGGCAUUGUUUGGUAA
Molecule: messenger RNA, 1078 nt
Organism: Gossypium raimondii (Peruvian cotton)
Lineage: Eukaryota; Viridiplantae; Streptophyta; Magnoliopsida; Malvales; Malvaceae
Exons: 4
Coding region: 207-926 (239 amino acids)
Cellular component (GO): chloroplast envelope
Source: RefSeq, a predicted model, not a curated record